AGUUCAACUUUGGUGCCUGCGUAGAUGCUGUGAUAGUUGAGCAGGGCGUGGGCCGUUGCGGCCGCGCACCCACGCUGGGGAGGCGGGCGCCAUGACUGGAUUCGAGGAGGAUUUGAUGAUGGUCGCUCAGAGGGCGUGGCGUCGAGCUCAAGUCUGCCCCGGGGCGGCACCAAAGACCAGUUCGGGCGGAAGGUGCCGGCGAAGCAGAGCCACUACAUGCGCUCCGCCGCGCGCAACCCUGGUGCUUCGACGUCCUCGUUCUGGGACUGAGAACCCGAAGGCCGAAGCGCACUUCAAGUCCAUGGCGGCCUCCACCGACGCUCUGACGGACAAGGAGCGGCGCUUCCAGGAAGCCCAGUGCCGGCCUGUCAACAAGCGGAACUACUGGAUACGAUCCCCCCCCGCGCACUGGGUGCAGUCCGUGGAGGCUGGCGAGGCCACGCGGCUGACGAAGUACACCGACUGGCAGUUCACAGAGGAGUUCAACCGCAUCUGGAAGGACGACCACGUGGGCAAGGAGCAGCGGGCGAUGGAUCCGCCGCCCUCGCGCCGCGACCCCGGGACAAUGAAGAUGCAUCUCGCUCUCGCCUUCCUGGUCGCCGCGCGCGGACUUGCGGAGCAAGUGAACCCCAUCGAGCAGGUCCUGACCAUGAUCACCGACCUUCAGGCGAAGGUCAUUUCCGAGGGCGAGGAGUCGCACAAGGUCUUCGCGGAGUUCUCCGAGUGGUGCGAGGACGAGGCCCGCGAGCUGGGGUUCUCGAUCAAGACCGCGAAGGGUGAGGUCGAGGGCCUGGAGGCCACUAUCGCCAAGGAAUCCGCCAGCAUCGAUGAGCUCAACACCAAGAUUGAGGACAUCGCGGCGGAGCUCUCGUUGGACGAGGCGGACCUGAAGGCCGCCUCCGAGAUCCGCGUCCGGGAGCAGGCGGACUUCGAGGCCGAGGAGCGCGAGCUCACGGAGGUGAUUGACACCCUGAAGCGCGCCACUGCCAUCCUGGAGCGGGAGAUGGCGAAGAGCGCUGGUGCGUCAAUGCUGCAGCUGAAGAAUGCGGGUACCCUGACCCAGGCCCUCGCUGCGAUGGUGCAGGCCUCCCUGCUCAGCUCCUCCGACGCAGGCAGGCUCACCGGCCUGCUGCAGCAGAUGCAGCAGUCCGGCGAGGACGGCGCAGACCCGGGCGCCCCCGCGGCGGCCGUGUACCAGGUGUGUUUGCCCGCUGCCAUUAUGUGGCCACUGGUGUGCCUGGCUUCUGUGCCAGUGCCAGAUGGCGUCCCGUGGCCUGACCUGCUUCUGGUCGACCACCCGCCCUUCGGAGACUCGUGCGGCCCGCCUGCGUGUGAUACGCUUCGGCAGCGUGCGUCCCCUGGCGCGGCUCUCCCGGCGCCCGCAGCGGGCGUUGUGCCACUGCACUCUGCCUUCGGUGACGUGGGAAGUGAGGCCGCCGCUCCGGGCGCUUUCGCUCUGGCGCCCGUGCCCUCCGCCGCCCCAUGCGUUGCAGACGCGGCUGCCGCCGCCUCCGCGGGUGACCGCCAGAGCUUCCUCGCGGAGUGCCCUCAUCAGGAGCAUCCCGCUGGAAUAGGCGCCCCGCCGCCUCUGUCUGAAGUUACCAGCCUCGGGGGCGGCGUCGGCGCGCCAGCUGUUGAAGAUCCUAUCUCCGGUUUCGGGGACUGUCAGGUGCCAUCCGAGCCCGGGGCUGACCCAAUGCCAUCAGCAGCGGCCGCCGCAGCUGGCCCGCCUAUCGUCUCGCCUCCCCUGACUCGCACCAACUGCGAGGCGCGCGUGAAGGACGAGCAAGUUCAAUCUGCGUCUGUCCCAGCGAGGCGCCGCGAGCCGUGCGGCGUGGCCGCCGCGGGACGCGGCUCAGGCAAGAAGAGGGCCUGGUGGCCCCUCUUCCCGUCCUGCCUCCGGCACGAGCCGCCCGUCGCGACCUCGCAGCUGGGCGCCCGCUUCGGGCGCCGCUGCGCCCGCAGGCUUGCUUCGGGGGCCGCCGCCGAUGCCGCCCCCGAGGCGGCCUCGGACCCGCAUUCGCGUGCGCGGGCUGACCUCGAGGCCCCGUCCUCGUUUACGCGGCGCGACGCGCGUGCAGUGCGCGAGAGGCUCGGGCCCCGCCCUGAGGCGCUCGAGGUUCACCCCUCACGGUCCAGCCACCGCGGGGGCGACCCGGCUCGCCUGAACGGGAACCGCGAUGAGCGGCGCCGUACGGCGAGGGACGCCUCGCUGGGCCCUGCGCUCACCCUGGAGGGGCCGCCUGGCCCCCCGACGCGGCCUGGCCGAACGGCUCGUCGGACAGCCAAUCGAAGACUCUACGAGGGCCUCGGCGCACCCGCGCCGCGGCGUUCCCACAACCGCCUUAGUGCGGCCAGCUUCGGCCCCGGGGGCCCGUCGGACGACCCCGCUGACCGCCGCGAGGGCGGGCAAGCGUGGGAGGUCCACCACGCGGAGCUCCGCGCGGGGAGGGCUGCCGCGGCCCCGCGGGCCGCUGCCGCCGACGAGGACUCCUGGUUCCCCGGCGUGGAGGACGCUCCGCGGUCGCCAGUCGAGCCGCCUCCCGGCUGGGCCGAGCCGCCUGACAACGUCAUCGGUGACCCCGAGCGCUGUGGGGCGAACGCUAGAGCCGCAAGCACGCCCCAGGCGCCGUCUUUCGCGGUGGCGCGCCUGCGCCCGGCGUGCAAUCCCAAGCCGGAAGGGGUGCGAGGUCCCGUGACGGGGACGGCCGAGGGCCGCUUGCCCCGCCGUCGCCUGCCGACGCCGUCGCACGGCGUGCGGGGCCUCCCAGGCACUACGUCGUCGCCCGCAGGGUGCCUCGGGCAGCGGCGGCGCCGCGUGCAGCAUCCACACCACCUGCGGGGUAUGAAGGCUCGGGGGCGCGUCCUCCGGCAGGCCUCCCCCGCUCGGCGAGCGCCACGGCCGCCGCCGUGCAACGUGUUUCGCGUGCGCCCCUUCCCGCGCGCGCCGCCCGUGCUCCUUUCGCCUCGAUGGCGCAGCUGGUUCGAGCAGACGCUCGAUCGGACUUUGUCGCCGCCGACCGCCGCCGACCGCUCAGCGCCCUGGCCGCCGCCGCCCCCGCCGCCGCUGCUGGCGUGGAGGUUGCUAGGGCUCGGCCUGCUGCUCGCAGACGGCGCCGCGCGGAGCGGACCGCCAGCGCCGCCCCGCGAGAUGACCUCGCCGCUGCUGCCGGAGGCUCCGCUGGGGACGUUGGCCCUGGCACGGUCAGUCGCGUCGCGCGAUUGCCGGUCGAUCGGGGUCCUCGAGGACAAGAUCAAGGUGUUCGGGGGCGGAUGCCUCACCAAUGGCCACGAGGCGAGUUUCGUGAAACCGUGCAACGUACCAGCCUAUGGCCCGAACAUCUCCAGCGCGGUGAUGGACAUCUUCACGCUGGAAGAGAUCAAGAAAGCACCCGAGAGCCUGAAGGUCCCAAUCCCUCCCUGCAAUCUCAGCAAGUUCAUUCAGGACAAGGCUGUAAAGGUCCUGAGCAUGGUUGAGUACUGCGAGAAAAUGCCAGCGAGUGCCCAUAAUAAUGCUGGUGCCACGCAGAAGCUGAAAGCCUUCAUCGACCACCACCGUGGCCGACUGGGAGGCGUUUGUGAAUCGGCAUGCGAAGCCGGGCGGGCAGGCCAAAUGACAUUUCGACCACUUGCUUGA
This is a messenger RNA of Prorocentrum cordatum, 3637 nucleotides long. The record is from the annotation of a GenBank genome assembly. NCBI's taxonomy places the organism in Eukaryota, Dinophyceae, Prorocentrales, Prorocentraceae.